This is a messenger RNA of Striga asiatica, 348 nucleotides long. The record is from the annotation of a GenBank genome assembly. NCBI's taxonomy places the organism in Eukaryota, Viridiplantae, Streptophyta, Magnoliopsida, Lamiales, Orobanchaceae.
AUGAUUUGUAAGUUUUUGCAUCAAAAGGGGCAUAAUCAAAGAACCUGUGAGUGGAAGAAGCUGGUUGAAAGUGGACUUCAAGAUGGUGCCUUUGACAUGGGAGCUGAAGCUGAGGAGAUCAAGGAGAUGAGUUCCCACCUGCAUCCCUGUUUUCUGAAAAUGGUGGUGGCUUCUUUUGAUCUUUUGGCUUCUUUUGAACUUGGGUCGUGGCGGCAAGAUGGUGGCACCGGAAUUUCUGUGCAAUACGGGAGCAGAGCAGGUUGCCGGAUUUCGAGCUUGAGAGGUGAUGAUGGUGAUUCGCGUGACGGGAAAACAGAAAAACGAGAGGGUGAAGAGAUGGGGCGAUGA